This is a messenger RNA of Entrophospora sp. SA101, 288 nucleotides long. The record is from the annotation of a GenBank genome assembly. NCBI's taxonomy places the organism in Eukaryota, Fungi, Glomeromycota, Glomeromycetes, Entrophosporales, Entrophosporaceae.
CACAACUUCAAAAAGCAGAAGACGAAAGACCUGAUGUUAAAGAAUUUGAUCAUCUCAAAGAACAUUUUGAAAAACAUUUACGACACACUACUCCAGCUGCAACAUUGCCAACAUCCAUUACAGGGAUAGGUAAUUUUAGUAGUAGAUAUGGUGGUGUGGCUAUUCCUGGUGGAUUAUCUCAUACCCAACAAAAAUCGGAUGAUCUUGCCCCAUAUGAAGCUGCCAUUAGAGUUGAAAAUGAAAGCGUAUUGGUUGAUGAUUUGGUUCAAUUAAAAGAUAUCAAUCAAA